Molecule: messenger RNA, 14815 nt
Organism: Megalopta genalis
Lineage: Eukaryota; Metazoa; Arthropoda; Insecta; Hymenoptera; Halictidae
Gene: Dhc64C
Product: dynein heavy chain, cytoplasmic
Biological process (GO): microtubule-based movement
Cellular component (GO): axonemal dynein complex
Molecular function (GO): minus-end-directed microtubule motor activity; ATP binding; dynein intermediate chain binding
Source: RefSeq, a predicted model, not a curated record
UGUGACAGUUGAUCUGAGUUGAUCCGAGAGCGGGGGUCGACGGAUCACCCGCUCAAGAUUUCCAAGAUUUUGCGAUACCGAUUACCGCGGGAUGGGUGACUCCUUGGACGGCUCCGGGGAACCGUCCCCGGAGUCUCAAACUGUUAUAGUGGUAGAAUAUUGGGAGUUUGUUACUUAUUUAAAAAAAGUUAUAAUGGUCCUUUUACCCGACGAAGAUGUAUUACCACCCGCGUUCGAUUCUGCUUUCGAGGACAAGAACAACCAAGAGUGUAUUAGAAAAUUUUUAAGCGAUUCUCAAGUGUGGGCGCUCUAUAUACAAAGGAGUUCUAGCAAAGAAGAAGACAGCAAUGAAGGAGACGAAGAAAAAGAGAAUUCUGUUUUGUAUAUAUCGAACGAGAUACAUUUCACUAAUCCUAAAAUGGCCUCCUUAGUUUUAACAAAACGAGGAACAAUAGUCGAGGCUGACAAGUCUAUUCAUUCGCAACUACGUUUAGUUACCUUCUCGGAUGGGCCACCUUAUGAAACAUUGCAUGCUAUAAGUAAAACAAUUGCUCCGUAUUUUAAAAGUUAUGUGAAAGAGACCGGUCGUGCAGAUAGAGAUGGAGAUAAAAUGGCACCGACGGUUGAAAAGAAAAUAGCAGAGUUGGAAAUGGGAUUGUUACAUCUCCAACAAAAUAUAGAUAUCCCCGAAAUUUCCUUACAAAUUCAUCCGGUCGUGGCACAAGUAAUUAAACAAUGCAUAGAAGAAAAUCGUAAGCCAAAAGUAGCAGAUUUCGGCGAUAAAGUCGAAGACUCUACGUUUUUGAACCAAUUGCAAAAUGGUGUUAAUCGAUGGAUAAAAGAAAUCCAAAAGGUAACUAAACUGAACCGUGACCCAGAAUCAGGCACUGCCCUUCAGGAGAUUUCUUUCUGGUUGAAUUUGGAACGAGCAUUACAUCGAAUACAAGAGAAACGGGAAAGCAUAGAUAUUUCGUUAACACUGGAUAUACUGAAGCAUGGAAAAAGAUUUCAUGCAACUGUUAGUUUCGAUACAGACACUGGCCUGCAACAAGCUUUGGAUACCGUCAACGAUUAUAAUCCUUUAAUGAAAGACUUUCCAAUCAAUGAUCUAUUAUCCGCCACGGAACUUGAAAGAAUAAGAGCCAGUGUUCAACAAAUCUUCAUUCACUUUCGAAAAAUUCGAAGCACAAAAUAUCCUAUUCAAAGAACAUUAAGAUUGAUGGAAGCUAUCUCCAGGGAUCUAGGACAGCAACUUUUAAAAGUAUUGGGUACAAGAAGAUUGAUGCACAUUCCAUUUGACGAGUUCGAAAAAGUUAUGGGACAAUGUUUCCAAGUAUUUAACACGUGGGACGAUGAGUAUGAAAAGUUGACUGGAUUGUUGAGAGAUCUUGUUAAAAAGAAACGCGACGAACAUAUAAAAAUGUUGUGGAGGGUUUCACCGACUCACAAAAAGUUGGAAAACAGAAUGGAACAUAUGCGUCACUUCCGUCUGCAACACGAACAGCUCAGGACAGUGAUUGUUCGCGUGCUCAGACCUACAGUCCAGAGUAAUAACAAUACCACAAUGGAAAACCCUGAUACCGACAACGUAAAGGUAGAAUAUGCUUUCGAUGCCGCGGAUGCAAAUGCGAUAAGCGAAGUAAAUUUAGCGUACGAAAAUGUCAAAGAAAUCGAUUGUCUUGACAUCAGCAAAGAAGGUCAAGAAUCUUGGAAAGCUGCCGUUCAUAGAUACGAGGAGCGCAUAGAAAGGGUUGAGGCUAGGAUUACAGCGCAUCUGAGGGACCAGUUGGGCACUGCAAAGAAUGCAAAUGAGAUGUUUCGAAUUUUUUCGCGUUUCAAUGCGCUUUUCGUGAGGCCACACAUACGAGGUGCUAUCAGAGAAUAUCAAACGCAACUGAUACAAAGAGUGAAGGAUGAUAUUGAGGCUUUACACAAAAAGUUUAAGGUUCAAUACGCACAAAGCAAAUGCUGUAAAAUGAGUACCGUCAGAGAUCUGCCUCCCGUUGCCGGUUCCAUUAUUUGGGUGAAACAAAUAGAUUAUCAGCUUACGAUGUACUUGAAACGGGUCGAAGACGUUUUAGGAAAAGGAUGGGAGAGUCACAUUGAAGGACAAACAUUGAAAGCGGACGGAGAUAGUUUUCGUAUGAAACUGUCGACCCAAGAAAUUUUCAACGAUUGGGUGCGAAAAGUACAACAAAGAAAUCUGGGCGUUACCGGGAGGAUUUUCGCGAUAGAAAAUGUACGAUCGCGCACGGGUCGUGGCAACGUGUUGAAGUUAAAAGUCAAUUUUCUUCCUGAGAUCAUCACGUUAUCCAAGGAAGUAAGAAAUCUUCGUAACCUUGGAUUUCGUGUACCAUUGCCAAUUGUAAACAAAGCGCAUCAAGCCAAUCAGCUGUACCCGUUCGCAAUCAGCCUGAUCGACAGCAUCAGAACUUACGAGAGAACGCUCGAGAAGCUUACCAAUCGGAGUUCCCACUGCCCCGCACUGAAGAUCGAAGACAAGGCCAGCAUCGUACCGUUAGUUGCUGGGAUGCGCAACGAUGUGUUAUCGCUUAUCUCUGAGGGAAUCGGCCUUAUUUGGGAAAGUUACAAACUAGAUCCGUACGUGCAACGUCUGUCCGAUGCUGUCGUUUCGUUCCAAGAGAAAGUCGAGGACCUUGUAGUCGUUGAAGAGCAACUGGACGUUGACGUUCGUUCCCUCGAAACUUGUCCGUAUUCAGCGAACACGUUCGCCGAUAUCCUCUCGAAAAUUCAAAAAGCCGUGGACGAACUGUCACUGAAGAAUUAUUCGAACUUGAACAUAUGGGUGUCCCGACUCGACGAGGAGGUGGAGAAGAAUUUGGCGGCCAGAUUGGAAGCUGGGAUCAAAGCAUGGACGGAUGCCCUAACCGGUCAAAAGAAAGAGGUGGAUUUGAGCAUGGACACGGACGCUCCAUCACAACCUACGCACAAACCGGGCGGCGAUCCGAAGAUUCAAAAUCAGAUUCACGAGGUCCGCAUAACGAAUCAAACGAUGUAUCUGUAUCCGAGCAUCGAGGACGCGAGAUUCCAGAUAAUGCAGCAACUGUUCGCCUGGCAAGCCAUCGUCACGUCUCAAGUACGUCUCCAGAGCUCGCGAUAUCAAGUCGGUCUGGACAAACCCGAGUCGGCCACUUAUCGGAAUUUGCUCACGAAGCUGCCCUCCGGAAAACAGCCGUUAGAGGCUGCUUACGAAGCGGUCGAGUCCAAGAUGAAGGACGUUGCCGAUUACGUGGAUCAGUGGUUACGCUAUCAGGCGCUCUGGGACUUGCAGCCGGACAACCUGUACGGCAAACUGCGGGAGAACAUAAAUCUCUGGAUGAAAUGUCUGAACGACAUCAAGAAAACUAGGACCACGUUCGACACGUCGGACACCAGACGCGAAUUCGGCCCCGUGAUCAUCGAUUACGCGAAGGUGCAGAGCAAAGUGUCGCUGAAAUAUGACUCCUGGCACAAGGAGACCCUCGGUAAAUUCGGAACCCUCCUCGGCAACGAGAUGGCGAGCUUCCAUUCGCAAGUGUCCAAGUCCAGAAGCGAUUUGGAACAGCAAUCGAUCGAAGCUGCCAGUACUUCCGACGCGGUCGGGCUGAUCACGUAUGUCCAGUCAUUGAAACGUAAGAUGAAAGCUUGGGAGAAACAAGUGGAUAUAUACCGCGAGAGUCAGAGGAUACUGGAGCGGCAAAGAUUCCAGUUUCCAUCCUCUUGGCUGCACGUGGAUAAUAUCGAGGGUGAAUGGGGAGCUUUCAAUGAGAUACUCAAGAGAAAAGACACCAGCAUACAAACGCAGGUGGCGUCGUUGCAGAUGAAGAUAGUCGCCGAGGACAAAGCCGUCGAGAUCCGAACCACCGAUUUCUUGAGCGAUUGGGAAAGGGGCAAACCAGUCGAGGGUCACUUGAGGCCGGACGACGCUCUGCAACAGUUGCAGCUGUUCGAAAGCAAGUUUGCCAGGUUGAAAGAGGAGAGAGACAAUGUUGCGAAGGCCAAAGAAGCUUUGGAGUUGCAGGAGCCCGGCGGCGUUUCCACCAGCGAAGAUAGGAUGCAAGUCGUCUUCGAGGAGCUUCAAGACUUAAGAGGCGUCUGGUCGGAGUUGUCCAAGAUAUGGGCUCAGAUCGACGAAACCAGAGAGAAACCGUGGCUCUCGGUGCAACCAAGAAAAUUGCGGCAACAGCUGGACACGAUGAUGGCCCAGCUGAAAGAGCUGCCAGCCAGGCUGAGGCAGUACUCCUCUUACGAAUACGUGAAGAAGAUGCUGCAGAGUUACACGAAGGUCAACAUGCUGAUCGUUGAGUUGAAAUCGGACGCGCUCAAAGAGAGACACUGGAAACAGCUGACGAAACAGCUCCGGGUCAACUGGGUGUUGAGCGACCUCACUCUCGGCCAAGUUUGGGACGUGAAUCUUCAGAAGAAUGAAAGCAUAGUCAAAGACAUCAUCCUCGUCGCGCAGGGCGAGAUGGCGUUGGAAGAGUUUUUGAAGCAGGUUCGCGAGUCCUGGCAGACCUACGAAUUGGAUUUGAUCAAUUAUCAGAAUAAAUGCAAGUUGAUACGCGGCUGGGACGAUCUCUUCAACAAAGUCAAAGAACACAUUAAUUCCGUCGCCGCGAUGAAACUGUCGCCGUACUACAAAGUAUUCGAGGAGGAAGCGUUGACCUGGGAAGAGAAAUUGAACAGGAUCAACGCGUUGUUCGACGUCUGGAUAGACGUGCAGAGGCGCUGGGUCUACCUGGAAGGCAUCUUCUCGGGCAGUGCCGACAUCAAGACAUUGUUACCGGUUGAAACGUCCCGGUUCCAGAGCAUCAGUUCCGAGUUUCUUGGUCUGAUGAAGAAGGUAUCGAAAUCCCCGAUGGUCAUGGACGUCCUCAACAUUCCAGGCGUGCAAAGAGCCCUCGAACGUCUAGCCGAUCUGCUUGGAAAGAUUCAGAAGGCUUUGGGCGAGUACCUCGAGAGGGAACGCACCUCGUUUCCCCGGUUUUACUUUGUCGGCGACGAGGAUUUGCUCGAGAUUAUUGGCAACAGCAAGAACAUAGCGAGACUGCAGAAGCACUUUAAGAAGAUGUUCGCCGGUGUGGCAGCUAUUCUUCUCAACGAUGACAACACCGUGAUCACGGGUAUAGCGUCGAGAGAAGGGGAGGAGGUGCUCUUCCAAAAUCCGGUCUCCACCGUUGAUCAUCCGAAGAUCAACGAAUGGUUGACCCUGGUGGAAAAAGAGAUGAGAGUCACGCUGGCGUCGAGUCUAGCCCGUGCGGUGCAGGAUAUCAAACAGUUCAAAGACGGCAACAUGAACUCGCAAGCGUUCAUGACUUGGUGCGACAAUUACCAAGCGCAAAUUAUAGUUCUGGCAGCGCAGAUUUUAUGGUCGGAGGACGUCGAGGCGGCUCUGCAUGAAGCGCAAUCCGAUCCCAGCAAAGACCCUCUGGAAAGAGUCUUGAUACAAGUCGAGGGUACUCUGAACGUGUUGGCGGAUUCGGUGCUGCAAGAACAGCCACCCUUGAGGCGGAAGAAGCUUGAACACCUGAUCAACGAGUUUGUCCACAAACGUACGGUAACGAGGCGGCUGAUCGCGAACAAGGUCUCCAAUCCGAAAGCAUUCGAGUGGCUUUGCGAGAUGAGAUUUUACUUCGAUCCCAGGCAGACAGAGGUUUUGCAACAGCUCACCAUACACAUGGCGAACGCCAAGUUUUUCUACGGCUUCGAAUACUUGGGAGUACAGGAUAGAUUGGUGCAAACGCCUUUAACGGACAGAUGCUACUUGACCAUGACUCAGGCUCUGGAAGCUCGGCUCGGAGGUUCUCCGUUCGGACCGGCUGGAACAGGAAAAACUGAGUCGGUCAAGGCUCUGGGUCAUCAGCUAGGAAGAUUCGUGCUGGUGUUCAACUGCGACGAGACUUUCGACUUUCAGGCUAUGGGCCGCAUCUUCGUCGGUCUCUGUCAAGUCGGCGCGUGGGGUUGCUUCGACGAAUUCAAUCGUCUGGAGGAGAGGAUGCUCUCGGCUGUCUCUCAACAAGUACAAACCAUCCAGGAAGCAUUGAAGAGUCAAAUGGAAGGGAAGAAAGAAGGAACCCUCUGCGUGGAACUGGUCGGUAAACAAGUCAAGGUGUCCACGGAUAUGGCGAUCUUCAUCACCAUGAAUCCUGGCUAUGCUGGACGAUCGAAUCUUCCCGACAACUUGAAGAAACUAUUCAGAUCACUGGCUAUGACUACGCCGGACAGGCAGUUGAUCGCCGAAGUUAUGCUUUUCAGUCAAGGAUUCAGAUCGGCCGAGAAAUUAGCCUGCAAGAUUGUACCAUUCUUCAAACUGUGCGACGAACAACUUUCGGAUCAGUCUCAUUACGAUUUCGGUCUACGAGCCCUGAAAUCGGUGCUGAUCUCUGCCGGUAACGUGAAACGCGAUCGUAUACAAAAGAUCAAAGAAGGCAUGCAGAACCGUGGCGAAACGAACAUCGACGAGGCGUCGAUCGCUGAAAAUCUGCCAGAACAAGAAAUCCUUAUUCAGUCCGUUUGCGAGACAAUGGUGCCAAAGUUGGUUGCCGAGGAUAUCCCUUUGCUGUUCAGUCUGUUGAACGACGUGUUCCCGAAUGUGAAUUAUACUCGGGCCGAGAUGAAAGAAUUGAAGCGUCAAAUUAGAAAGGUUUGCAUGCAGGAAUAUCUUGUGUGCGGCGAAGGCGACGAACAAGGUGGCGCAUGGCAAGAAAAGGAAGUAGUCGGUGGGACCUGGCUAGGAAAGGUGCUCCAACUGUAUCAAAUCUGCAACCUGAAUCACGGACUGAUGAUGGUCGGACCAAGCGGUUCCGGUAAAACGAUGGCGUGGAAGGUGCUCUUGAAAGCUUUGGAGCGAUUCGAGGGUGUGGAAGGCGUCGCGCACGUGAUCGAUCCGAAAGCGAUUAGCAAGGAAACGUUGUACGGCGUAUUGGACCCGAAUACGCGCGAAUGGACCGACGGUCUGUUCACGCACAUUCUUCGAAAGAUUAUCGACAACGUCAGAGGCGAGAUAAAUAAACGUCAAUGGAUCAUAUUCGACGGCGACGUCGAUCCGGAAUGGGUUGAAAACCUGAACUCCGUGCUGGACGACAAUAAACUGCUGACUCUGCCGAACGGCGAGCGACUCAGUUUGCCGCCGAACGUGAGAGUUAUGUUCGAGGUUCAGGAUUUGAAGUACGCAACGUUGGCCACCGUGUCCCGUUGCGGCAUGGUUUGGUUCUCCGAAGACGUGCUCUCCACGGAAAUGAUAUUCGAGAACUACAUGCUGCGGUUGAGAAACAUUCCGCUCGAGGACGGCGAAGAGGAUAACCUGAACAAGAAGGCGCCAGAGAAAGAGGCCACCAUGCAUCCUGUCGUGGCGGUGCAGAGGGAAGUUGCCAGCAUCUUGCAGAGCUACUUUGCACCGGAUGGCAUGGUGGUUCGAUGCUUGGAAUACGCUAUGAAGCAAGAGCAUAUCAUGGAUUUCACGCGUUUGCGAGCAUUGAGCUCCCUGUUCUCCAUGUUGAAUCAAUCGGUGCGCAACGUUUUGCAAUAUAAUCACGCGCACGUGGAUUUCCCACUGCCGUACGAACAGCUGGAGCGUUAUAUGCCGAAGUGUUUGAUAUACGCUUUGCUCUGGAGCUUCGCCGGGGAUGCCAAGCUGAAAGUUAGGUCCGACUUGGGAGACUUUGUCAGGUCUAUUACAACGGUGCCUCUGCCGUCGCAGACUAACAUUCCAAUUAUAGAUUUCGAAGUAAGUAUUCACGGCGAAUGGUUGCCGUGGAGCAACAAGGUUCCUCAGAUCGAAGUGGAGACGCACAAAGUUGCCAGUCCAGACAUCGUUGUGCCGACUCUGGACACGGUCAGGCAUGAGAGUCUGCUGUACACGUGGUUAGCAGAACAUAAACCAAUCGUGCUUUGCGGACCACCGGGUUCCGGCAAAACCAUGACUCUUUUCUCCGCCUUGCGAGCUCUACCCGACAUGGAAGUGGUUGGACUGAACUUCUCGUCGGCAACCACGCCGGAACUGUUACUAAAGACGUUCGAUCAUUAUUGCGAAUAUCGAAAGACUCCGAACGGCGUGAUCCUUUCGCCGGUGCAAUUGGGCAAGUGGCUGGUCCUGUUCUGCGACGAGAUCAACCUACCAGACAUGGAUAAUUAUGGAACGCAGCGCGUGAUCUCGUUCCUCAGACAACUGGUGGAGCACAGGGGUUUCUAUCGAACCAGCGAUCAAGCUUGGGUGACCUUGGAAAGAAUACAGUUCGUCGGUGCCUGCAAUCCUCCCACCGAUCCGGGAAGAAAGCCCCUAAGUCACAGAUUCCUGCGACACGUUCCAGUGAUUUACGUCGAUUAUCCAGGCGAGACUUCUCUGAAACAGAUCUAUGGUACAUUCACGCGCGCUAUGCUUCGUCUAACGCCAUCGUUGAGGGGCUACGCGGAGCCUUUAACGAACGCGAUGGUUGAGUUCUAUCUGGCCUCGCAAGAGAAAUUUACUCAGGACAUGCAACCGCAUUACGUUUAUUCUCCGCGUGAGAUGACCAGAUGGGUGCGCGGCAUCUGCGAAGCAAUUCGUCCUCUCGACAACCUGUCGGUGGAAGGUUUGGUACGGUUGUGGGCUCACGAGGCGCUUCGCCUCUUCCAAGACAGGCUGGUGGAAGACACCGAAAGGGCUUGGACGAAUAAGAACAUAGACACCGUCGCCAUGAAACACUUCAUGAGCGUCGACAGAGAAAAAGCAUUGGCAAGACCCAUCUUGUAUAGCAAUUGGUUGUCGAAGGACUACGUGCCGGUCAACAGGCAAGAGUUACGCGAUUAUGUCAGGGCAAGGUUAAAGGUCUUUUACGAAGAGGAAUUGGACGUACCGUUGGUGCUCUUCGACGAAGUUCUAGAACAUGUUUUACGGAUCGACAGAAUCUUCCGACAGCCUCAGGGACAUUUACUAUUAAUUGGUGUCUCUGGUGCUGGUAAGACGACUCUGUCUAGAUUUGUUGCGUGGAUGAACGGUUUGUCGAUAUUCCAAAUCAAGGUGCACAACAAGUACACCGGCGAAGACUUCGACGAGGAUUUGCGACAGGUGUUGAGGCGUUCUGGUUGCAAGGACGAGAAAAUAGCAUUCAUACUCGACGAGUCGAACGUGUUGGAUUCUGGUUUUCUCGAGCGUAUGAACACAUUGCUUGCGAACGGCGAGGUACCCGGGCUGUUCGAGGGUGAUGAGUAUACGACGCUGAUGACGCAGUGCAAGGAAGGGGCGCAGCGCGAGGGAUUGAUGUUGGAUUCGAACGAGGAGCUCUACAAAUGGUUCACCAGCCAAGUAAUGAAGAACCUGCACGUGGUGUUCACCAUGAAUCCAAGCACGGACGGGCUGAAAGACCGGGCCGCGACAUCGCCCGCGCUCUUCAACAGAUGCGUGUUGAAUUGGUUCGGCGACUGGUCCGACAACGCGCUCUUCCAAGUCGGUAAAGAGUUCACCAGUCGCGUCGAUUUGGAGAAACCCGUGUGGAAGUGCCCGGACUUCUUCCCGUCCGUGUGCUCGUUGAUACCGGCGCAACCAUCUCACAGAGACGGCGUGAUCAACGCGUGCGUCUACGUGCAUCAAACGCUGCACAAAGCCAACGCCAGACUAGCUAAACGGGGCAGCAGAACCAUGGCGAUCACACCGCGGCAUUACUUGGACUUUAUCAAUCAUUUCGUCAAACUGUAUCAAGAGAAGAGGAGCGAUUUGGAGGAGCAACAGCUACAUUUGAACGUCGGUCUGAGCAAGAUUGCGGAGACCGUGGAGCAGGUUGAAGAGAUGCAGAAGAGUUUGGCUAUCAAGUCCCAGGAGUUGCAUGCGAAGAACGAAGCUGCCAACGCGAAAUUGAAACAAAUGAUUAUGGAUCAACAAGAGGCGGAAAUGAAGAAGUUACAGAGUCAGGAGAUUCAACAACAGUUGGCGAUACAAACGGUCGCCAUUAAUCAAAAAACCGACGACGUCAUGGCCGACCUGGCGCAGGUCGAGCCGGCUGUCAUCGAUGCACAAAAUGCGGUGAAAUCGAUAAAGAAACAACAUUUAGUCGAAGUUCGGUCCAUGGCGAAUCCACCGGCCAUCGUGAAGGUCGCGUUGGAAUCUAUCUGCUUGUUGCUCGGCGAAAACGCCAGCGACUGGAAAUCGAUCCGCGCUGUCAUCAUGAGAGACAAUUUUAUCAAUACUAUCGUCUCUAAUUUCAGUACCGAGGACAUUACGGACGAGGUACGAGAGAAAAUGAAGAGUCGUUAUUUGAGCAACCCUGACUACAAUUUCGAAAAAGUAAACCGAGCCAGUUUGGCUUGCGGGCCGCUCGUCAAAUGGGCUACCGCACAGAUCGAAUACGCGGACAUGUUGAAACGCGUCGAGCCGCUUCGAGACGAGCUCUAUUCUUUGGAAAGACAAGCCGAGACUAACAAACAGAAGGGCGAAGAAGUCAAGAACUUGAUCGCUCAAAUGGAACAAAGUAUAGCCUCGUACAAAGAGGAAUAUGCCCAGCUGAUUUCCCAAGCGCAGGCUAUCAAAGCUGAUCUGGAAAGUGUACAGGCAAAGGUGGAUCGUUCUAUAGCGUUGUUGAAAUCGUUGGUGAUCGAAAGGGAACGAUGGGAGGCGACCAGUGAAACUUUCAAGAGCCAAAUGUCUACCAUCAUCGGGGAUGUUCUAUUAUCGUCCGCUUUCCUGGCUUACGCUGGAUAUUUCGAUCAGCACUAUCGACAAAAUCUAUUCAGCACCUGGUGCCAGCAUUUGCAGCUGGCUAAUUUGCAAUUCCGGCCGGACAUCGCGAGAACCGAAUAUCUAUCGAACCCCGACGAGCGGCUCAGAUGGCAAGCGAACGCUCUGCCGACGGACGAUCUUUGUACGGAGAAUGCCAUCAUGCUGAAACGAUUUAACAGAUACCCGUUGAUCAUAGAUCCAUCCGGACAGGCGACCGAGUUUAUCAUGAACGAGUUCAAGGAUCGAAAGAUCACGAAAACGAGCUUCUUGGACGACUCGUUCAGAAAGAAUCUUGAGAGCGCACUGCGUUUCGGUAAUCCUCUGCUGGUGCAGGAUGUCGAAAACUACGAUCCCAUAUUGAAUCCCGUUCUAAACCGAGAACUGAGGCGGACAGGAGGCCGCGUGUUGAUCACCCUCGGCGAUCAGGACAUCGAUCUGUCGCCCUCGUUCGUCAUCUUCUUAUCGACGAGAGAUCCGACCGUCGAAUUCCCACCGGACAUCUGCUCGCGCGUCACCUUCGUCAACUUCACCGUGACCAGGAGCUCUCUGCAGAGCCAGUGUCUGAACCAGGUGCUCAAGGCCGAGCGUCCGGACAUCGACGAGAAGAGGUCGGAUCUGCUGAAGCUGCAGGGCGAGUUUCAUCUGCGACUCAGGCAACUCGAGAAAUCGUUGCUUCAGGCGCUGAACGACGCCAAGGGCAAGAUCCUCGACGACGACUCGGUGAUAACGACCCUGGAGACCUUGAAACAGGAGGCAGCCGACAUCAGCAAGAAGGUCGAGGAAACGGACAAAGUGAUAGCCGAGAUAGAAACGGUCUCUCAACAGUACAUGCCGCUGUCGCAGGCCUGCUCGAACAUGUACUUCACCAUGGACAGUUUGAACCAAGUGCACUUCCUGUAUCAGUACUCCCUGAAAAUGUUCUUGGACGUUUUCACGUCUGUGCUGACGCAAAACCCAAGACUGUCCAAUCUAUCGGACUACACGCAGAGACUGUCGAUCAUCACGAGCAAUCUGUUCUCCGCGUGUUAUGAGCGGAUCGCGCGCGGAAUGCUGCACAUCGACAGACUGACGUUCGCAUUGUUGCUCUGUAGAAUACACUUGAAGGGGAUCGCCGCCGAGUCGACGUACGACAGCGAGUUCACGUUCUUCUUGCGCGGCAAGGAAGGCGUGCUGAACGUCCGUGGACCGCAUCUUCCCAACCUGAGCUCCGAGCAGCUGGAGGCCAUGAUGAGGUUGAGCCUCAGGCUGCCAGCUUUCAAGAAGCUCGCGGAGAAGAUCCAGGAGAACGAGGAGUUCAACUCGUGGCUGCAAUCGCCGACACCGGAGACCUGCGUGCCGAAGCUUUGGGACGAAGAGAAGGCGCUCACGCCGACCGGGACCGCUAUGCACCAGUUGCUGGUGAUACAAGCAUUCCGACCGGACCGAGUAAUCGCCGCGGCGUUCUUGGUUAUCACCUGCGCGCUGGGCGAAUCGUUUAUGGCCGCCGCGGAAGCGGAACUCGACUUCGCGUCCGUCGUCGAGAACGAGCUGAAAGCCACGGUGCCAGCGUUGCUGUGCUCGGUGCCUGGAUUCGACGCCUCCGGCAGGGUGGACGAUCUAGCCGCCGAAUCCGGUAAACAGAUAGCCAGUAUCGCGAUCGGCUCUUCGGAAGGGUUCAAUCAGGCCGAUCGAGCGAUAAACAUGGCCGUGAAAGCUGGCAGAUGGGUAUUGCUGAAGAACGUUCACCUGGCGCCGCAGUGGCUGGUGCAGCUCGAGAAGAAGCUGCACAGCCUGCAGCCGCAUGCCAGCUUCCGACUAUUCCUGACCAUGGAGAUCAGCCCGAAAGUACCUGUGAACCUCCUACGAGCCGGCCGAAUAUUCGUGUUCGAACCACCGCCAGGCAUCAGGGCGAAUCUUCUGCGAACCUUCAGCACUGUGCCCGCCUCGAGGAUGAUGAGGGCACCGAAUGAGAGAGCUCGGCUUUACUUCUUGCUCGCGUGGUUCCACGCUAUCGUUCAGGAACGGCUUCGUUACGCGCCCCUGGGCUGGGCCAAACACUACGAGUUCAACGAGAGCGAUCUGCGAGUGGCUUGCGACACUCUCGACACUUGGAUCGAGACCACCGCGAUGGGAAGGACCAACUUGCCCCCAGAGAAGGUGCCCUGGGACGCCCUGGUCACGCUGCUGUCUCAAUGCAUCUACGGCGGCAAGAUCGACAACGAUUUUGACCAACGUUUGCUGGCGUCGUUCCUUCGGAAACUGUUCACUCCAAGAUCCUUCGAGACCGACUUCGCGCUGGUCGCCAACAUCGACGGUUUACAGAGCAGCCAGAGACACAUUACCAUGCCAGACGGCACGAGAAGGGACCAUUUCCUCAAGUGGAUCGAGUCGCUAUCCGACAGGCAGACUCCUUCUUGGCUUGGGUUACCGAACAACGCGGAGAAGGUUCUUCUCACGACAAGGGGCACUGAUCUGGUGUCCAAGUUGUUGAAGAUGCAGCAGCUAGAGGACGAAGACGAAUUGGCUUACUCGAACGAGGAGUCUUUGGAUACGCCUAGGGAGGCAGAGGCGGAUGGGCGACCGUCCUGGAUGAGGACGUUGCACAAUUCGGCGUCGACGUGGUUGCAACUGCUUCCAAAGAAUUUGCCGACCUUGAGGAGAACCGUGGAGAACAUCAAGGACCCGCUCUACAGGUACUUCGAGCGGGAAGUGAACAGCGGCGCCAAGUUGCUGCAAGACGUGAUACACGAUUUGGAAGACGUUGUUUUGAUUUGUCAGGGUAAGAAGAAACAGACCAAUUAUCAUAGAACCAUGUUGUCGGAAUUAGUAAAAGGAAUUUUACCGGGCGGUUGGAGGCGAUACACUGUCCCGCGAGGAUGCACCGUCAUACAGUGGAUAACGGACUUUAGUCACAGAGUGUCGCAACUGCAAGAAGUUUCACGGCUGGUGUCUCAAGGCGGAGCUAAGGAGAUCAAGAGUUUCCCCGUUUGGCUCGGAGGUUUAUUGAAUCCGGAGGCCUACAUAACGGCGACGAGGCAAUGCAUAGCGCAAGCAAACAGUUGGUCCCUGGAGGAACUUCAAUUGGACGUAACUAUAGGGGAUGGUGACAACAUCGCAACCGACGAUUGUUCAUUCGCGGUGACCGGCUUGAAGCUGCAAGGAGCACACUGCAAGGAUAACCAACUGUACUUGACUUCGACGAUCAUGACCGAUUUACCAGUCACCAUGUUGAGGUGGAUACGAUCCUCCACCGACGAGGUUCGCAUGGGGAAGUUGUCCUUGCCGGUCUAUCUGAACAGCACGCGCACCGAGUUGCUCUUUACCGUCGACUUGAAUAUCGCUCCUAGUCAAGAUCCUCACAGUUUUUACGAAAGAGGAGUCGCCGUUCUCACAUCCACUGCUUUGAAUUAAAAAUUACUCUUUAACUAUUAUAGUUCAUUAUCUCGAAAGCGAGCCUUUCGAGCGAUUUAAAAUGAUCGUGAAACGGGAACCAGAUAUUUAACGAUUAACCAAACAGUACCUUUAAAUCUUAAUUUCAAACAACCUCGUAUUUGUCAAGUAGAGUUUUGGGAUGGGCAGACCGUGGUUCCCUUACCGAUGCUAAUUGCUGUCAAAUACAUAGCGUAAGAUUUCACGAAGAUAUUUAUUUAUAUCUCUGUCUGGUUGUCAUUAUUUAUGAGCUAAAAAGAUUUAACUACGCCACUAAUUAUUUCAUUUUAUUAUAAUUAUAGUAUGCUAGAUGUUUCAUGUAACUUGGCAUUCGAUUGCUGGUGGACAAACGUUUGCCCAUUUCACCCGAUGUAACAAAUAAAUAUAUAGGAAUAUAUGGUGAAGAGAUUUAUUUAACAACUUCGCGAGAUUGUUCUCUGCACGGUACGCAGACAAAGCGCGAUUAGCAUAAUAAAGUGAAACCUGAAACACAUGUAGAACGUCUACAUGACGAUCGUCGUUUCGAUAACGAGGUUGUAAUAUACAUAGUUUUUAUUCAGUUUCAUAUAUACGUUCGAAAGUUUAAGGCUUUUUGUAACUAAGUUAUACAUAUUAUGUUUGCUUCAGCUUAACUAUUAAAAUACUAUAGAACUUAUAUCAUUUCAAUGGCAUCUAAUAAAGUAUUAGCUGUGCUAUAUGAGCGUUAUUCUAGAGAAA